AGCAUGGCUAGGAAUUCCAAUGAAUUUGAAAGCAGUUCGGAGAAUACUGCGCCCAGUGGAGAAGAGGACAGUGCCAGCUGGGAGCAGUACUUAGAAAGGAGAAACCUUGUUCUGCAGUUCCUGCACUCCAACCUGAGCCUCCACUACCUCCAGCACCAACGGAACAAAGCUGAGCUUUUGAAGAAGUGUUGCUUUUACUUGGAGAUAGAGCCCAAACAUGUGAACAUGAUAGACCUCAACUACGAGAUGCAUUGCAUUGACAUCUUGGAAGUAAUAGACCCCAUCCAAUGGGAGAGGAUGAAGAAAGUGGGAAGAAACCAGGCUCAAAUCCAGCUGUCGCUUUUAACCGACCUGUUGGAGCAGCUGAAACAAGGCCGGGAGGAGCUGAGCUGCUGCGUAGAGACCUGGGACAUGGCAACUUUCCUCUCUGGGUGGGAGGGCAUAAUGCAGAGACUGUUCAAACUCAUGGAGUAUAUGCAAACUCUCAUUCCCUUGCAAGUGCCUGGACAGCUCUAUGUCAAGCACCGUUUGGUGUCACGUGCAGAUCUUGCACCUUUAAACCACAACAUCAGGCUUUCUCUCAGUACAAAGAUGCCACUGGUUUUUGAUCGAAAAGGAUCAUUUGCAGGCAAGGAGUGGGCCAAGCUCAAGUGGUCUGAUGAAAAUCAAGCGUCACCCCCAGAACAAUGCGAACUGCACAUUAAGUUACUGACAAAUGGGAGUCAGGCAGAACCAGAACACAGUUGGUUUUAUCCUGUUACCUCCAACGUGUGUAUAGUCCACGACCUGCAGCCUGGCAGAUCGUACAAAUUCACAAUUAGUAGAUCACUCACUCGCACUUUUGUCUUUGGAGACUGGCACGACAGCAUCACACUGAAGACAAAACCUGACGCUGCUGAAGACGGGGACAGCAGCACUUGGACGCCAGAAGGAUAA
This is a messenger RNA of Calidris pugnax (ruff), 936 nucleotides long. RefSeq lists its product as uncharacterized. NCBI's taxonomy places the organism in Eukaryota, Metazoa, Chordata, Aves, Charadriiformes, Scolopacidae. The record is from RefSeq and is a predicted model, not a curated record. Bases 4 to 936 code for a protein of 310 amino acids. The transcript has a single exon. Gene Ontology annotation, molecular function: protein binding.